Molecule: messenger RNA, 2318 nt
Organism: Prosopis cineraria
Lineage: Eukaryota; Viridiplantae; Streptophyta; Magnoliopsida; Fabales; Fabaceae
Product: CRS2-associated factor 1, chloroplastic
Exons: 5
Coding region: 113-2296 (727 amino acids)
Biological process (GO): Group II intron splicing
Molecular function (GO): RNA binding
Source: RefSeq, a predicted model, not a curated record
GCUGUCAUUUCUGAAAAAUAUGGCCUUUCUUCUUUGUCUGGGUAGGCUAUAGCACUUGUGCUUGUGGCGCUGGGCGAGCACUAGAAAUGUAAAGCAAAUUAUCUUAUCAGUUAUGGCGCUGAAGUUGGCAAUCCGGUUCCCUUUCCUGGCGCCAGACCCAAACCCCAAUUCCUCCCUACUCCAACAGCAUCGGCCGUCCACGGAAGUUCGGUUCUCUCGGUGGAACAACGCCAACGCCGAGAAAUUUAACAUUCGCCGACGGAGACAGCAGCAAAUCGAAGAUGACAUCCGCCGCGAGCGUCGCUUCAACUCUGCUAACAAGAUUGCCAAUAUGGAUGACGAUUCUUCUCCUACUUCCUCCACUGUUGAAACAUUUCGAUCAAUUGGUACCCCCUCGGCUCCUUCCAGACCAUCAAUCCCUGGGAAAAAAUCCAAGUACUCCAAGCCCCCAAAACCCAGUGUUGAAUCCCACCCAGCAUUUCGGUUUUCCAAUAUACCUAAUCCCAGAGACACUCCAGUUGUGAGCACGCCUCCUAAUGUUAAAGUGGCAGAUGAUGGAGUCUCCUAUGUGAUUGACGGCGCCCCGUUUGAAUUCAAGUACAGUUACACCGAGACCCCAAAAAUGAAGCCCAUAAAGAUGCGGGAACCGCCGUUUGUUCCUUUCGGUCCGACCACCAUGCCGCGCCCGUGGACCGGUCGAGCCCCAUUGCCCCCAAGCAAGAAGAAGCUGAAGGAAUUCGAUUCGUUCGUGCUGCCGCCUCCGCAUAAGAAGGGGGUCAAGCCGGUUCAGAAGCCCGGUCCUUUUUUGCCCGGGACGGGCCCUAGGUACGUGCAGUCGAGGGAAGAGAUACUGGGUGAGCCAUUGACGCAAGAGGAGAUCGAUGACUUGAUUAAAGGGUGCAGGAAAACAAGCAGACAGCUGAAUAUUGGUAGAGAUGGUUUGACACACAACAUGUUGGACAACAUACAUGCUCACUGGAAGCGGCGGAGGGUGUGCAAGAUAAAGUGCAAAGGUGUUUGCACCGUUGACAUGAAUAAUGUGUGCCAGCAGUUAGAGGAAAGGACAGGAGGGGAAAUUAUUUACAGAAAGGGUGGUGUUGUAUACCUCUUCCGGGGCAGAAAUUACAAUUACAAAACACGACCUCAGUUCCCUCUCAUGCUGUGGAAACCUAUCCCUCCAGUAUAUCCGAGGUUAGUUCAACGAGUUCCAGAAGGUCUAACUCUUGAAGAAGCAACUGAAAUGCGAAAGAGGGGAAGAAAACUUAUUCCCAUACGGCAGCUAGCAAAAAAUGGUGUUUAUUGUGACCUUGUAAGAAAUGUCAGGGAAGCAUUUGAAGAGUGUGAACUAGUUCGUAUUAAUUGUCAGGGACUGAAUCCAAGUGACUACAGAAGAAUUGGAGCAAAGCUCAGGGAUCUUGUUCCAUGUGUACUGCUAUCAUUUGAGAAUGAACACAUACUUAUGUGGAGAGGACGAAAUUGGGUUUCUGCUUUACCACGUCCCAAUGGUGACAGCAAGGAAGCUAAUAAAAGUGGUGCUGACAUUAAAAACACUGAUACAUUGCCCCCAGAUGCUCAAGAAGAACGUGCAAGACAUGAAGUUCAUGACACCAGCAUUUUCGAGAGUUCAGGAGACUUAGUCACAGAAGACAGGAACAUUUAUGGGUCUUCAUUAACUGAUGCAACUUCACUUGUUAAGAGAACCGAUGAAGUUGAAGUCAAAACGGAGUUCCCAGGCUACUGUGGUGGGACGACCUCAUCAGAUUAUGACAGCUGCACUGAAGGUGAUGAGGAAGUUAUCAUUGAUGAUGAUGAAACUAAGGCCAUAGUGAAUGGUAGAGAAUGCGGUGACAAUCUUUCUGCUUCAAUUUUGGCAUCAGAUACCGUGAUAGGAACUAGUAAUAAUUCUAGUAAGGCCAAGGUAGAUCCUGCGCCAUGUACAAAAGACAUUUUAUUACUGUUGGAGCAAGCUGUUGAGGGAGGCAGUGCACUUAUUUUAGAUGAUGAAUCUCUGGAUGCUGAUGUCGUUUAUCGAAGGUCAGUUGCGUUUGCCAAUUCAGCUCCUCCUGGACCGGAAUUCAGGCUUCAUCAUAGAAAAGCUGUGGUUCAGAAAAUUGAUACUGACACUGACGAGCAAGAAACCAAGGCUUCAGAUACAAAAAAAGUGAUUGGUUUCUCGAUGGAAGGGAGGGAGAAGAGUGUUAAGAUUCCAAGAAAAGUAGAUUUUGAUGGACAGUGUUUGAAUGUUGUACCACAAGGAACAUUAGGUGUCGAUGAACUCGCGAAGCUUUUAACAUGAUACUAUAGAGAUGUUUAUUGUA